AUGUACUUACCUUUAUUAGAUGACGUAGAUAAAAUAAAACAAUAUAGUUGGGGGUCCGCUACACUAGCGCACCUAUAUCAUUCUUUAUGUCAUAACUCAAUAGCCAAUACCGGAAAUUGGACUGGAUGUGGUGUUCUUCUACAAUCUUGGGGUUGGUCAAGAAUGACCAAUCUAGCACCUAUCCAACAAAAUCAGUUUGAAUUCCCAUUCGCUAGAAGGUGGUCUUCGCUUGGAAUGAAUUAUGACAAUUGUCCCCACUUCAGUAUAACGCAGUACCGCAAUCUUAUUGAUCACUUGGCCCAAGAAGAUUUCAUUUGGCGGCCGUAUCUUGGUCUAGAAGCAUUUCAUCAAGUUGAACGACAAGAUUCUGCGGUGUGGAGUGCAAAGGUGCCCAUUAUCAACUUCACCACCGUCGAAAUGCACAACAGUGACCGUGUGAAACUUCAAUUUGGAAUGCUUCAAGAUAUUCCAUGUCCCCCAAAGUGCAUACCAGACAAAUAUCACAACGGUAAAGUCUCCGAUCAAUGGGAAUAUAAUCCGUGGACCAAGUAUGCAAAACACGAGUGUCGUGAAUGGAGGCAUCGCACCAACUACGUUUUGUCCGACAACGUGUUUCCAUACGAAAUGAAACAAUCUUUACAAUACAUGACUUGGUAUAGGUCUGUAUCAAUUGGUUUCAUUUCACAUCCAAGGUAUCUUAAUGACCCACGCCAACAAGAUUCAUCAUCAAGGCCCCAACAACCAUCCCAACCCUAUUUCGAACCGCCAACCCAACCUCAAUGCCAACCAUCAACCCAAUACUAUUUCCAACCGCCAACCCAACCCAAUUUCCAACCGCCAUCCCAACCCCAUUUCCAACCCCCCACCCAACCCUAUUUCCAACCCCCACUCACGCAAUCACAACCAUAUGAACAUACUCCUAACCAAUUCACUCCAUUCACACAAACUCAUUCACAAUCCGAAUACCAACAACAUCCACCACAAUACCACACAUACUCCCAGUUUCAAACACCCAAUCAACCAAUACCCACCCAAUCAUUUACACCCAUCCCACCCUACGAUCAGGCAGGCUAUCGUCCUGAAAUUGCCUCGUCUAGCCAACCACCCCAAACUAACUAUGAAGGCAUGGGCAACUCUUUUGAUUUGGAUGACUUAACGGAUAUGGAUCCGUCUGCAUGGGCCGAAGUGAUACAAAUGCUUGAUGACGACACAGUGGACCCGACUCCACCACAACGACCACCAAGAAACGUGCGUAAUCGAGGAUGCGGUACGGGCGGACAUUUAAAUCGACCGAGUCGUAGAAAUUAG
Messenger RNA from Lathyrus sativus (Indian pea), 1308 nucleotides. NCBI's taxonomy places the organism in Eukaryota, Viridiplantae, Streptophyta, Magnoliopsida, Fabales, Fabaceae. The record is from the annotation of a GenBank genome assembly.